Molecule: messenger RNA, 1791 nt
Organism: Bathycoccus prasinos
Lineage: Eukaryota; Viridiplantae; Chlorophyta; Mamiellophyceae; Mamiellales; Bathycoccaceae
Product: sialyltransferase
Exons: 2
Coding region: 1-1791 (596 amino acids)
Molecular function (GO): beta-galactoside (CMP) alpha-2,3-sialyltransferase activity
Source: RefSeq, a predicted model, not a curated record
AUGAAGAAGAAAGCGAGAGCGAGCGUGCAGAAAUCUUCUUCUUCGGCAACAUCAUCAUCGGCGACGUUUACGACGACUCAGACGACGAGUUCUGAGAAAAAUUUUCGACAAAUAAUAGCAUCAAACGCGACGAAUACUAAAAUAUCGACUGGAUGUGUGUUCUUGUUGACUCUUUUGAUCGUUUCCGCGGUGUUUAUGACCGAGAAUACUCAGUCGUAUUCCGAGAACGAAAAUCGAACACCAAGAGCUGCUUUUGGUCUGAACGAAGACAAAGAAGAGUAUUUUGAUCCGGAGACGUUCACUUUACCGGUGUACUUACCACCGUCUCCCACGGCACCGAAUGCACCUCCAGCACCGAAAAUUGCGCAGAGCAAACACGACUGGUCGCGAGAGCAAUACGACGUCGCGAAAGAGAUGAACGACGGCGAGUCGCUGAGAGCGAUUAGCGGUCAAAUUUUCGGCGGUUUAGAUUACGAGGUGCCGUUUACUCAGAAACCGCCGAAAGCGACGCAAACGUUUUCGCCGUGCGCGGCGUUGUACGCUGGCGCGCAGUGCGUGGAAAAGAACACUUUGCCAAAAUGCGUGAAGACGAUGAACGCGUUGCCGUUUAAGAGUGACGCGUGGAUGUCGCUCCACACGGGAGGGAGAAACGGGAACGAAGGAGAUUUAGCCGGGAAAGCGCAGUCGUUGCACGGACUGUUUGCGAAUGGAGCAGAGUUUGGGGAAAUUAAGAGGGAAGUUGAUGCGACGUACGGUGGGUUUCCCAGCGCAGACUGGUUGAAUAACACGCGAAAAUCGCCCGGGAAGUACGCGUUGGCAAACGCGUGCGCGUUGGUCCACAGCGACGGGAAAUUGAAAGGAAGCGGUUUGGGACACAGGAUAGAUAAACACCAUCUCGUGAUUCGUUUGAACGACGCGCCGGUGAGAGGUCACGAAGAAGACGUUGGGAGUUUCACCUCUGCUCGAUUUUUAGGCGAAAAGUAUUUUCGAAGAAACGAUCGGGACGAUAAAAAUUUAGAGCGAGCGGCGAGGGAGUUUCCCGACGAGAGUUUAGUCGCCUUGCACUGGUGUAAAACGAAACAAGAGGCAUUGCACGGCAAAGCGAAUCACGAGAGUCAUUGCAGGAAAGAGAGCGUAUUCAAAGCGGCAAAGAUGAAAGCCCAUCUGUUCAAUCCGAAAUUUGUCGACGCGGUAUCCACGAGCUUAGAGCUGAAAGAAGACGAAUCGCCGUCGGAUUUCUUCAUCGCUUUGUUGGCGUUGACGCACGUGUGCGCACGAGUGCACGUGUACGGAUACAACUUGUACGAUAAAAGAGAUUUGAUCAAAACGAAGCACACGAGUUAUUUAGGAGAGAUGAAUGGGAAGUAUCACUUGCCGCGACGGUACGGAAACGUUCCAAAUGCAAAGAGAGGGGUCACGAAGAAACCGUCGUUUGAGAAGGAAUCGCCGAAUGGUUAUUUUUACGCAAAGUUCAACAGAAUCGCUCCGGACCAAGUGACGAUUGAAGCGAGUGGAUUACACAAACCUGGACUGAUGGGCUCCGGUGCUUCCUUUGCGGGAUACUCUCUUGGUGAGUAUAAAGACCGAAAAAUGACCGCAGCAAAGAAAGGUUUGCGUCGUAAACUGUUAUCGAAGUCGCAUCUGCGGGCGGAAUCUCCCGAGGAAGUGGAAGAUAAAGAACAGUUUUGCGUUCGCGCGUUGCACCACGCGGGUGUCGUCGCGGCAGUUGAAGCGAGCGGGAGAGAAGAUAGACAUGCCUUCGCACCCUUCGCAAAAAUACACGACAGGUAG